AUGAAGCCACCUCACGAUCGCCACAAAGAGCCCAGUAAUAUUCGCGACACGAUUGUAGAGGAGGUCGACCCGCUGGGAUCUUUGAGGGAUUUGGUGCUGAACCACAGGCUUAAUAUACUUUCCCUCCUUCUAUUCGUUAUUCUGCCUUUCAAUAUUUUCCAUCGGCCGGCAGCGGAAGUAGUUUGUUUGGCAUUCUUCCAAAAUGAUGUUUCGAUGUUUGCUUUAGAUAUGACCGAUUACGGCAUAUCUGCAAACCAAGAACAUUUGUAUCAGCAAGCCGUCUCCUCGCGCGGCCACAAGACAACUUACAAUCAACGACAUUCGCUGUCCCACGUCGAAAGCAGUAGCUGGUCAGCGUCUCCUUUGAGCCCGCUGAAACCUGAGGCCAUUCGAGCAAUGCUUGGAUUAAGACGCAGCGGCGUGCACAAGACUGAGCCUCAAACGUCGUGCUCAAAGAUCUGCCUAGGAGUCGUUAGGCUCGGCACCUCAAAUGCGCCGUCUACAGGAGCGAGGGAAACGAAGUGCGUGAUGGAACAAAAUAUCGGAUCGUCUACCUCGGUAGAAAAGAAUAUCGUACUGCAAGUAUCCGUUAGUUCAAUUUGGGGGCACGGGGCAGUCAACCAACUCAAAGUUGGGGCGUCUCUUAUAUCUUCUGUAGUGGUCCAUUGUGACCUCCAACACGAGCAUGUCCCGCCUUUCGCCAUCAGGGCCGCGUACAACCAGCAGGCGCGCAUCCUCAUAGUAGAUCGCAUCACAAUGUUGAAGGUCCUCUUCAAAACCACUAGCAGCAUCGAUGCUGUGCAGAGCACUAUCACCCUUAUCCACAGCAUGAACCUCGUCAUCGUCAAGAUCAUUGUCCUUUGA
Sclerotinia borealis F-4128 is the source of this 864-nucleotide messenger RNA. NCBI's taxonomy places the organism in Eukaryota, Fungi, Ascomycota, Leotiomycetes, Helotiales, Sclerotiniaceae. The record is from the annotation of a GenBank genome assembly.